AAAAGUCUUAACAGUCUCUGGAGGUGAUGCCUAUGUCUGGGAACAGUUGAUGAGUAAUCCUAGAUUAGCUAGUUGCACUCGCAAUAUGUAUUUUUACGAAUGUGAAGCAGGAGAAACUGGCAUAUCGAUUGCAGCGACUUCUAGUAGGCUUGAAGAGCUUACAAUAUAUGAGUCCAACAUAAGAGAGAUAAAGAUUGAUCAGAGUAGUCCAAAAACCAUGUGCAACUUCCAGUUCCUUGUCAAAGUGGAGAUCAGUGAAUGCCAAGGUCUGCAGGACUUGACGUGGGUGCUCUUUGCUCCGAAUCUUGGUUGGCUAGAUGUUAGAGAAUCACCGCAAAUCGAAGAAAUAAUAAGCAAAGACAAAGCUGCCAAGUUUAUGAAUGGUGAAGCAACUAUGAUGCCCUUCCUCAAGUUGAAACACCUUGAUUUAGCUUAUCUGGACCAACUGAGUAGCAUCUACUGGAGUCCUUUGUCUUUUCCAUGCCUAAUGAAAAUCAGUAUAUUCGGCUGUCCGAAUCUCUGGAAACUACCUCUUGGUUCCAGCAGCGCCAACGGCUGUAACCUUGUCAUUCAUGGAGAGGAAGAGUGGAUAGAGGAGCUUCAAUGGGACGAGGAAGGUACUAAGGAACAGUUCACCCUGAAAGGUCGAAAGAGUGAGCCUGUAGCUGCUUAUCCACAAAACCAGUCGGAGUUAGAACUGUUGAGGAAGAGAGUAGUGGAUCUUGAAGAAGAGAACAGAUCAAUCAAACAACGGCUUGAGAGUAUAGAGAGGUUUUUAUGGCAGCAACAGCAACUGCAGCAGGCAAGGCCGCAUCAGCAACCAACAACGGGCAUGCUUCCACCACAAAUUGUAAUUCACCAACAGAGGCAAUCCCAAAGAACACUUCCAGACAUGCCAUCAAAGUAUGUUUUUGUUUUCAUUCUUAUCUACAUUUAGGUACUAUAUUUUAUUUUAUUUUCAACAAUAGCUACUCUAAUUUAAAAGGAAAACGCCUGAACAUUUAGGUACUAUCUAAAAAAGGUAACUAUCCUUUUCUAUAAAGGUGAUAUUUCGCAUUUGAUGAUCCUAGUGCCUCUUAACUCUGCAGAUCAAAUCAAUAAAAGAAAUAUACUUACCAGAUAUGAAUGCUAAAUACUAGAGAGCAAGUUGUAGAGGGUAAGUAAGUAAGUUAAUAGUUAUCUUCUUCCUUUUUGUUCUUACUACUUAGACAAUAGUUUCAAUCUAUGUGUUUUGUGUUUUUUUCACUCGAACAGGAGUCUCAGAGCAGUUUGAGAAAUCGAAGAAGUUGAAGGAGUGGAUAGCAGGAGGACCAGAUUACACGUUUCUUGAAUAUGAAAAGCCAAGCCAGACAACAUUCAAUAUCAAUUUCAUGAAAUAAGAAGAAACUUUAAGUGUGUUUCAAAAAAGGAAAAAAAAAAGAAACAAGAAACCUUAUGUUCAUUUUCCGUUAAGUGUUGUUAUCCCUUUAAAUUGCUCUGUUUCUAGCAGGAUUCUGUUAAGUUGUGAUACGAUAUGAACACAAAUGCUUUCUUUCUUGAUUUGUGUAUGGUUUUUUGCAGUAUUUCUCAUCUAUAUGCUGAACAAUGAACAUUAGCUUCGAGAAUAACCCAUCUGUUGAGAGAAUUUUGAUGCGUCACACAUAAGCAUGAGCAUUUCGAUUUUCGGUAAGGUUCCAGUUCGUAAUUUUUUUUUUGGCUUUUGGUUUUCUGAUUUUAUUGAUAUAGGAACAAUCCGAUUAUUUCUGAAAUUUGUUUCGGUUUCAUUAUUUUGGUUUUUAGUUUGGUUCAAAUAACAAUAUUAGGAACCAGCUACUAUCUGAUAAAAUUAUGGGCCAAUUCCGUUCUAGUUUUUGAAUAAUUAAGGUAAGAAAACAGAUUUUUCAAAUAAAAUAUCGGAUCAUUUGAAUAAAUUUAUUUAUUUUUGAUAAAGAAUAUCCAUAUAAUUAUGAUAAUUUUUAGUAUUUUAGACAAAAAAAUAUUUGGGUAGUUUGGUGUGUUGGGUAAUUCGGUUUAUAACUAGUUUUUAAAAAUAUUUGGUAAUUUUAAAACUAGAUAUAAUUAAUAUUUUAUGUUCUUAUGUUUUGGAAAUUAAGGUACUCAUUUGAUACUCGGUUCGAUUCCGGUUUGAUUUUUUGCUUUUCGGUUUUAGAGAUGUAAGUACCGCUUAGAUAUUUUGUGAACAUCAGUUUUGUUUUAAAUUUAGUUUUUCCAGUUUAUUUCUGGUUCAGUUUUUGCUUCUCGGUUUAUAUACACAUGCCUGGUCACAUAUUAUUGACACUUGUUUUAGAUAUUCAGGUAUGUUCAUAUUCAAUCAAAUGGUGAAAAUUGAAUUGAUCCUUUGCCAUCUUCAUUUAGAGGCUAAAAAGCUUUGUUUAAACGGUUACAUUAACUAUGAAUAUAUUUGUAUAUUUAAACAUUAAUUUCAAGUUAUAGCCACUAAGAAUUUCAAAUUACUGUAUAUUUCAAAACUAGGAAACUUGAUGAGUAUACCUCUUUACAUGUUCAUUUCAAAAUUACACAUAUUUACUCGAUGAGCUUUAUGAGAUUUCACUAGAUGUCCUCUCCUAAAUUUUAGAUGGGAUUAUUUCAGACUUUUACAACUUUAAAUGAGUUUCCUUUCACCCAAACUUCAAUAUUAAAACCUAUCCGAAAUUCCUUUUAAGACGAGUUUUAAAAAUGCAUCUAAAUACAAUUUUUAGCAUGUGUUUAAUUGUUAAUAAACGAAAAAUAAUUCCUUUUUAUUGCUUAAAAUAAUCUAACAAUACUAAAAGGGAGAUAUGCUUAAAGGAGAAGCAUGCCACAUCCUCAAAAAAAAUCAACCAAUCAGGAUAUUUUAAUCUACCAGGUCAGCAUUACUUAUGUCGACUAAAGAUGAAAAUAGGCCCUUACAUUUUUAAACGGCCCAAUUUAUGUUUAAGUUUUAUUUUCGUGACAUAUGACCCAGCAAAAUUAUCUCCUCCUUCUUCACGCCGAGCAGUCUCUUCAUUUUCCUAUGCAAUUUUGAUUCUCAACUGUAAUAGUUGCUCUCCACUACUAUAAUAAUUCAUCAAGGCCUCUUCAAUACUAUGAAUCCAAUGGCAAGCAACCCCUUCAUUCUCCCUUUCUUCACCUUAUAUAUGUUACUUUGUUUUAUCAAUUCUCCGUAGAACUGCUAACAAACAAUCUACUGCAUCCAUGGCAAACAAAACUUGGAAAUCAACUACAACGGUUUCAGCUGCUAUAUUAUGUUGUCUCUGGAUGAUGAAAAGAAAUGAUGUAACUAUAAGAUGAGACUGUUUCUCUGAUAGCACCAACCCUCAAACUUAAGAGGACCUUGAUCUUCAUGACACCGGUUUAGAGCCGGUGGACAAGUCAAACGGCCAUCUCAUUCUGGGUUUGUCUUAAGUCUCUAACUUUUAAUCUCAUUCUCUUAAAUUAAUUGACUGGAUUUGAUUUUGAGCUCAGACGAUGUAGCAGUGUUUUUUUUAAUCCACAUUGUACACAACUAUACAACAAAAUCCAUACAUGUCUUGGUUUGAUUCAGAAAAAAAAAUCAUUUUUAUUUGCAGGAGGUUAAUUGGCUACAAAUUCGGUGAAACCAGAACUUACUGCUCUCUGCUCACAUUGGCGGUUCUUUGUUUAAGUGGAUAUGUUUCAGGUGAAAGCUUUGCAUCACAAUGUUACUAGCAAAAAACUUUGGUGUGGGCGAUCCUCACUCUCAUGUCUUUUAAAACUUUGAGGCCAUAUUCUUCUCUUAAAUUAUAAUCUCAGUUUAUGUGGGGGUUAAUUAACACAUUAAAACUUUACUCUCAUGUUUGUUUUGCAGUGAUAUUGCUUUGUCGAUGGUGAUGAAAUAUGCAGACAAUAUUGUAAAGAUAAUAAAUUGGCAAAUGCAUAUUCAAAUCGCCAGCAUAUGCCCUAAGUAGUAGUCACUUUUCUACACAGGGAUUAGCCUUUAUCAAUCUGUUACAUCAGGGCAAUGCUUUAUCAUUGUAUUCCUAUUCAGUUUCUGUCUUCUCUUUCCUCGGUUCAAAGUAAAGUUAACCACAUUUGCCUCUGCCAAUACAAUUCAUCUAUUAUUUUACCAUAAAAUUUCCUAACGAAAGAGCUGAUACUUAUUGUGUUCCCACUUUGCAGGGUCGUCACUAUUUCAGUACAUUUGUAUUUCGCUGGGAACCUACGAUGCUAGCAAAUAAGGAUCUAAAUACUUCAGCUGCCAGAAAAAAAAAUGUCACUAUUCUAGCACAUGGAUAAAUCUUAUUUAACAAAUGAGAUUUUGUAUACCCGGUAAUCUUCGCAUUUGUAUUCCUACUUUGGUUAUAUUGUCUCAGACCAUGCAUUUGGAGUACUUGCAAGUUGCAACAUCUUCUCAUGAUAUGGUUACGAAAACAAACUUACUUGUGCUUUACAAGCUUAUGCACAUAUAUGGUUCUUUACGUAAUAAUAUGCUAUAUUCAGCAUAGAUUGUUAUAGGACUUAGUAUACUAAAGAAAUUUUCGGUCUUUUCAGGAUAAGCCGGUUCAUAGUAGGAGUCAACAAAAAUAUGGAAGCUAUUAAGCAUAUAUUUUCUCUUGGUAUCCGAUUCAGAAUGAGAUUUAAAGGAGAAGAGUCCCCUGAGAGGAUGUAAGAUUCCAUUUUUAUCCUUUUGAUCAUUAAUUCAGUGUUUUUGAUUAUGGAUCAUUGAGUUUCUUCAGAUUUUACAGGGUACGAUUCCAGGAACUGGAGAUCUAUCUUCACAAUUGCCAGCUUCUAAAUGGAGAUCAUUGCAAGUUCAGUUAACCAUUCAACGUUCUUUCAGUUUCACCGCUUCUUCUUAUUAUGCAGUAAUCGUUUUCCUAUACAAGAUUGUCUCUUCCUCUUUAGGUCUAAUGGGAUGAGCCAACAACAAAGUAGAGACCCGGCAGAAUCUUGCCAUCUUCCCCUGUUUCAACGCCUGCUCAACAAUCACAACCAAAGUGCAAGGGAUCAAGACCAAUCAAAUCAUCCAGAAAAGCAACUUAAAAAUACAUAUGGAGUUCCCAGUUGGCAAGAACCCAUCACUCCAAGCGCAGCUAACGAGCCGCAACAAAAAUUGACAACCUAACCAAAGUAAUCAUUUUAUCACUUGAAAACUCAGAUAGAUGCAUUGCAACAAAGUUCUGAAAUGUGAUCUUCUUUGAAAUUGGAUUCAAAGGUACAAAUGCAAGGUAUCUGCUGGUCGUGCGGUUGAUUUACGUCUGUUGAAAUGAUUAAAAAGCUUGGAGAGAUGUUUGAGAUCCAAGGACAGUUUCUUCCUCAUAACAAAUGGAUUGUUGUCUUCACAGAUGAUGAAGGAGACAUGAUGCUUUCUCGAGAUAGAUCCAUGGAAGUAAGCAAUUAUCACAUGUAGUAAAAGCCGUUUUCUGUUUAGUCUGAACUAAACCAGAUCUGGUUGAAAACUAUUACUAUUACUCUUAACGGUUUGCUAAUAAAUGUUUUGUUUUUCUAUGGAAUUGUGCAGUCAGUGUUGCAAGAUGGCCAAGAAAAUAUUUAUAUAUACGAGUGGUGAGGUCAAUAGAAUGGCAACGAAAUUGAAGAUUUCUUUGUCGUUAGAGAAUGAAGACAUAAUGGAUUAAUAAUCGUCAUUAAAUGUGAUAGUUUAUCUCUAAGUUAAAGUUAUUUAGCGACGUUGUUUUAGUAACUUAUGGUCGUAACGGUCUCUAGGCUAUAGAUUAUCAAUCUGUGUAUAAAGACUUUCAUAGUCUUGGGCGUUAUUUUCCCCGUUCGUGUCGGUUUUAAAUUUGGCAAUCUAAAAUAUUUUGGUUU
Messenger RNA from Brassica rapa (field mustard), 5763 nucleotides. Its product is annotated as putative disease resistance protein At1g63350. The record is from RefSeq and is a predicted model, not a curated record. Lineage: Eukaryota; Viridiplantae; Streptophyta; Magnoliopsida; Brassicales; Brassicaceae.